AUGUUCUCCUGGGAGGACUCGCGCAAGCCUCUCAGCAAGUGCACUCGGUGCCUCGAUAAGGACGCCUGGUUACGCUGCACCGAGUGCUGGGAUAGUAGUCCGCAUUGCACGCAGUGCCACCUCACCGCGCAUCGCCACCACUGGUUCCAUUGGGUGGAGGCCCGCCGGAGUGAUGAUGAGUUCUGGAAGAAGUACGACCUCUCCAGUCUCGACUUCACCAUUCGCCUAGGCCACGGUGGUGAGGCAUGCCCGUCCCGAGGGGGGUGGUUAUCGCCAUCCAAAAUCACCAUUUGCCACACGAACGGCAUCCAUCGCUGUCAAGUCGAGUUUUGUCACUGUCUCCAUGCCCCUUCCGUCCCCUGUCAACUUAUCCAGGAGCGCAUCUGGCCCGCCACCCUGGAUCAGCCUCAAACUGCGUUCACAACUCCACUACUCACACUGUACGACCACCUUUGGAACGUCAGCAACGUCAACGCCUACGACUUUAUUGACAUCUUGCAACGUCUGACCGACAGCGCGUUUCCUGACAAGGUGCCGGACCCCUACGACGCCUUCCGUCGUGUACAUCGCAUGUUCGAGCACCUGACGAUGAAGAAGCGUGCCGGUCAUUACCACGGCGUCAAGAUCCCCAACCGGAGCUCGGACGACCUCACGGUUGCAUGUCUUACUUGCCCACUCCCCAGCGUCAAUCUUCCCCUCGAUUGGGCUCAGGAAACGCGUGCCCCAUAUAUUUACCGCCACAACCUCGGGGUCGACGCCUGCCAUGGUAUGCCGAAGAGGACCAAGAACGACGACAAGAACGACAAAGCCCUUAGCGAGGGGCAAGGGUUCAUGGUCAAGUUGGCCGACAUGAAGAACAUGGUCGAAGAGAGUUUCAAGAAUGACGACGACCGCGUGGUAAGUUGUACUUCCAUCUAUCAGAUGAUACCGCUAACUGUCGCGAAGACCCAUACCUGCAGCAGCUUCAAGGUUGCUCGCGCGCAGCGUUUGGGCAAGUUCCGGACAGUCGAUAUCAGUGGCGUCGCCGCCAUAACCUGUCGUCAUACCUUCUUUUUCCAUCAAGGUGUAAUCGACCUCAUCUCGGGAGAGCGGUGA
This is a messenger RNA of Epithele typhae, 1095 nucleotides long. RefSeq lists its product as uncharacterized. The transcript is spliced from 3 exons. Bases 1 to 1095 code for a protein of 364 amino acids. Lineage: Eukaryota; Fungi; Basidiomycota; Agaricomycetes; Polyporales; Epitheliaceae. The record is from RefSeq and is a predicted model, not a curated record.